Molecule: messenger RNA, 795 nt
Organism: Fraxinus pennsylvanica
Lineage: Eukaryota; Viridiplantae; Streptophyta; Magnoliopsida; Lamiales; Oleaceae
Source: the annotation of a GenBank genome assembly
AUGGGAAAACUCAGAGCAAAAUCUGAUUAUGAAGAAAUCAGAAAUGCCCGUCUUCUUGAAAAUCAGGCACGAUUGGCCUCACUAGGACUUCAGAAAACAAUCUCAGAGCUCAGAUCCAUCACUUCAUCACCAAAAUCUGAUAGGACCCAUGUGAAGAAAUACCAAAAAGUUGACUAUAGCUCCACGCCAUUGCGCCGUUCCGCUCGCUUGAUAGGAAAAUCACCAUCUUCGAAAGGAGAUUUGGGGAAUUUUCAAGGUUGUGACAGUGAUGAUGACAAGAAUGGACCUGCAAAUGCACCUUUAUUGAGUAUUAGAAGAAGUUUGAGGCCGAAGCUUUCACCGGAUGCUUUGGCUCGUCGUUGCACAAGCAAGGGCAGGGGGAGUUUAUAUGAUCCUAUUUAUGGAAUUUGCUGCCAUUUUUGCAGGCAAAAGAAACUAUGCGGUGAGGAAGAUUGCGAACGUUGUGGCAAUCAAGACAUGGAUCAACCUUGCAUAGGAAAAACAGAUUGCUCCAUUUGCCAUUCUAGCAACGGUGUUCUUUGUCGAGCUUGUCUCAAGGUUAGGUAUGGUGAAGAAAUGGAAGAAGUGAAAGCAAAAAAACAAUGGAUAUGUCCGCAUUGCAUGGAAGAUAAAGGAAUUAAUCCUUAUUGGAUAUGUAACAGCUCGAUCUGUUUAAAGAAGCGAAAGAUGGUUCCUACCGGGAUAGCCAUAUAUAGAGCUAAGGAAUUGGGGUACAAAUCUGUGGCACACCUCUUGAUGAACGAGCUUCAACGAGCAGCAGAUAAAAGGCGAUGA